Mytilus trossulus (common blue mussel) is the source of this 724-nucleotide messenger RNA. RefSeq lists its product as uncharacterized. The record is from RefSeq and is a predicted model, not a curated record. The coding region runs from base 136 to 627 and encodes 163 amino acids. Lineage: Eukaryota; Metazoa; Mollusca; Bivalvia; Mytilida; Mytilidae. The transcript is spliced from 4 exons.
CAUCUGACAAUUAAUGUCCCAAUAUGACCAUUGCAUUAUCUGAAUUGCGUAAUCGUGUUUUGUACAUGUCUGUGUAAGCUGAACCGGUUAGUACUAGUUUUAUAACUAGCCUAGAAGCCAGAACAUCGACGCAUUAUGCCUUGUAGAAACAAGAUACAAACAAUGAAGGUUUCCAUUGGUUUAGUUGCCAGUCUGUUGUUGAUGUUUGUUGGAGCAAACAUGGCCAAAGAAGUAAUGAUGGAGGAAAAUGAGCUAGCUCACAAACUUGUCAAGAGAGGAAUACAAUUAUCAUCACCAACUCCACCACAAUGUGGGAAUAAUGGCGAUAGUUGCCGGUCAAAUAAAUGUUGUAUUGGUUAUAGUUGUGUGUACGGAUCCUGCAAGUCAUGUAACCCAAGAAAAUGCAAAAAGACCCGUGACUGCUGUGAUGACUCUAGCUGCGUUUCAGGAAACUGCAAGUCAUGUCUCCCAAGAAAGUGCAAAAAGACGAGAGACUGUUGUUAUGGAUCGAGCUGUGUCAUCGGGAACUGCAAGUCAUGUCAGGAAAGAACUUGUAAACGAAGCAAUGACUGCUGUGGAGGAUAUACCUGCUCCUACAAGAAAUGCGUACGUUCCAAGAAGGAAUAGGAGCGGAUCAUGUGCAAUAAGCUAGUAGAUAGACUGCCUUUGAAGUUCUCCUCCUUCAAUGAAUGAGAUUAUAUAAUAAAAUUCAUUUUAAAUGAUA